UCUGACUUCGAAAGUGGUUGCGUACACACGUCGUCGCUUAGGCGAAAAUUUCUAGGCGAGUACUGGACAACCAGCAGCGCCUAAGUUAGUUCGUUUGAGAUCUCCAAAACUUAGUUUAACAUAUAAUAAUCAUGCAGUCUAUGAUUAUCCUCGCAGCCACUCUAUGCCUUGCUCAGGCUUCAUACUACGCCGGCCCACCCGCUCACAUCCAACUUAGUCCGGAUGGAAAAUACGUAUUGGACACACCCGAAGUAGCACAUGCAAAAGCUGCCCAUUACGCGGCCCAUGCGCAGGCCUCAACCGCUCACGGCGCGUGGGCGCCCGCCGCUGGUUACCUCGGAGCACCCGCCGCGUACGCCGCUGGUCACUACGGCGCGCCCGCCGCUGGUCUUCUCAAGUACGGUCCUGCGCCUCUUGCGCACGACGGCCGCGUGGUGGACACUCCCGAGGUAGCGCACCUGAAGGCUGCGCACGCGCAGGCCCACGCUGCGGCGCAUGUUAACGCUGCCCACGGGCUGGCGCCGCUCGGUCAUGGUGCCCUCGCGCCCCUUGGUGCCUAUGCUGCUGCACCUCUUGCCCACGGAGCCGGAUACGCCGCGGGUUACGGCAAAUGGACUGGCCCUCCAGCCCACAUCCAGUUGACCCACGACGGCCAAUACGUAGUGGACACGCCUGAGGUGCAGCACGCGCGUGCCGCCCACCUCGCACAAUACGCGGCCGCAGCGCACGCCGCUGCCGCCUCCCCUGAGGAGCCUUGGGGAGGAGCUGGAGCCCACGGCUGGCAUUAACUCACUACCUCUGACCUAAACUACGACACUGCCUAUUUGCCUUUUUAUACAAAAUGUAUAUAAAAACAAAAAAAAAUGUUGUACUGUAUAAAGUUGAACGUGUACGUGUAAUGCAAACUGCAUAUACUGUAGAGCGAACUUGAAAAUGUAAUAUUAAAAAAAAUCUAAUAAUGUUA
Molecule: messenger RNA, 964 nt
Organism: Galleria mellonella (greater wax moth)
Lineage: Eukaryota; Metazoa; Arthropoda; Insecta; Lepidoptera; Pyralidae
Gene: CPH30
Product: pupal cuticle protein-like
Exons: 4
Coding region: 132-788 (218 amino acids)
Source: RefSeq, a predicted model, not a curated record